Molecule: messenger RNA, 942 nt
Organism: Penicillium malachiteum
Lineage: Eukaryota; Fungi; Ascomycota; Eurotiomycetes; Eurotiales; Aspergillaceae
Product: mitochondrial 54S ribosomal protein uL15m
Exons: 2
Coding region: 1-942 (313 amino acids)
Biological process (GO): translation
Cellular component (GO): mitochondrial large ribosomal subunit
Molecular function (GO): structural constituent of ribosome
Source: RefSeq, a predicted model, not a curated record
AUGUCACCACGACUCAUGGGGCUGCCCACACAGCUCCAACAAUUCAUCGCACGACCAUUCCAGUCGACACCACUGCAAUUCCUGGCACCCCAAUUCCAACAGGCCCGCAAUGCCUCCAUUCUCUCCUCUCUCUCCGACAAUCCCUCCGCCUACAACAAACGCAUCCGACGUGGUCGUGGUCCCGCCUCCGGCAAGGGUAAAACCUCUGGACGUGGUCACAAGGGUCAGAAGCAGCACGGAAAGGUUCCUGCAGGAUUCAAUGGAGGACAAACCGCCGAUAUUGUCGUUCACGGUGAACGAGGAGGAGUCAACAUCUUCGGCCUCGACAUGGCACCAGUAAACCUCGUCCGAAUCCAAGAAUGGAUUGACCAAGGUCGCAUCGACCCAACUCGCCCUAUCACAGUCCGCGAACUCGCCAAAUCGCGCUGCGUCCACCAAUACAAAGACGGAAUCAAGGUUCUCGGCGAGGGUUCUUCAACUCUGAAACAACCCAUCCACCUUGUCGUUUCACGCGCUAGUGCAUCCGCAAUCUCAGCUGUUGAGGCAGCUGGCGGAACCAUCGCAACUCGUUUCUACACCCGUACCGCUCUCCGACACAUUAUGGCGAACGAGACCCACCCUUUCAUUAGUAUGGCGUGGAACGUUAACAGUGGUUCCAAGGCUCUUUUGCAGGCGGAACUUGCGAACGAGACUGAGGCUGUUGAUCAGGCUGUUGUGGAUGAGAAGGCGAUUAUGCAGGCUAAGGGAUACAAGUUUAGACUUCCUGAUCCUGCGGGUCGUCGUGAGAUCGAGUAUUAUCGUGAUCCAGCUCAUCGGGGCUACCUGAGUCACUUGCUUAAGCCUCUUGAGAGUCCUAGUUUGUUCUUCCGUUCUCCUGAGGAGCGUAAGUCUACUGCUGGUGUUAAGAAGGAGAAGGUUCUGCCGCCGAAUAGACUUUGGUAG